Messenger RNA from Cutaneotrichosporon cavernicola, 1218 nucleotides. RefSeq lists its product as uncharacterized. The record is from RefSeq and is a predicted model, not a curated record. The transcript has 5 exons. Bases 1 to 1218 code for a protein of 405 amino acids. Lineage: Eukaryota; Fungi; Basidiomycota; Tremellomycetes; Trichosporonales; Trichosporonaceae. Gene Ontology annotation, cellular component: Golgi apparatus. Gene Ontology annotation, molecular function: antiporter activity; GDP-fucose transmembrane transporter activity.
AUGUCCAAGCCCUUCGUCCCCACCCCAGCCCUCUCCCGUUCCGGGUCUCCCCCUCUCAUGCGCUCCACAUCCUCCAGCAGCAUGUACUCUAACAAUGCCGAGCGUCGCUCCGACGCCGACGAGAAGCUCCUCAUGGCCAACCUCGGCGGGGCUCAACGUCCCCCUUCCCCCAGUCUGGCCGCCAAGGACACGCCCGCCGCCCCCACGUCCCGCGAGCAAAUCCUUCCUAUCCUCAACUACUGCGCCGCGUCCAUCAUGAUGACUGUAGUCAACAAGUACGUCGUGUCUGGCUCCAAGUUCACGAUGAACUUUCUCCUCCUCGCCAUCCAGUCAUCGGUGUGCGUGCUCGCUGUCUGGAGCGUGAAGCGCGCGGGCAUCAUCUCUGUCCGUGAAUUUGACAUCAAGGACGCCAAGCAGUGGUUCCCGGUCUCCUGCUUACUUGUGGCCGUCAUCUACACGGGCUCCAAGUCGCUGCAGUUCCUCUCGAUUCCCGUCUACACCAUCUUCAAGAACCUGACCAUCAUCCUCAUCGCCUACGGCGAAGUGUUCAUGUUCAGCGGUGUUGUUACGGGCCUGACUCUUGUGUCGUUUGCUCUCAUGGUCGGCUCGUCCAUCAUUGCCGCCUGGGCCGAUAUUUCUGCCGCUUGGGUGCCCACUCUUGACCAGACCACUGGCCGUGAGCUGACCCCCCUUCCUACCAUUGGCGGUGUCAGCGUCGGCUACUUCUGGAUGGCGCUUAACUGCGCCUGCUCGGCCGCCUACGUCCUCUACAUGCGCAAGCGCAUCAAGGUCACUGGCUUCAAGGACUGGGACUCUAUGUUCUACAACAACCUUCUCUCGAUUCCCGUCCUUGUCAUUGCCUCUGUCAUCUUUGAGAACUGGGGCUACGAGAGCCUCUCCAACAACUUCCCGGCGUCGAACCGCACCAUCCUGCUUUCGGCGAUCGUCUUCUCGGGUGCCGCCGCCGUGUUCAUCUCGUACAGCACGGCGUGGUGCGUCCGUGUCUGCGGCUCGACCACUUACUCGAUGGUCGGCGCUCUCAACAAGCUCCCUGUGGCUGCCUCUGGCAUGCUUUUCUUCGGCGACGCGGUGUCGUUUGGCAACGUCACGGCCAUCGGCGUCGGUGGCAUUGCCGGUAUUGUCUACGCCGUCGCCAAGACCAACCAGGCCAAGGUCGAGGCCGCUGCCAAGGCUCGCCAGAUCGGUGGCGGCCCUUAG